AUGGAUGAGCGUCAUAACUGGAUCGUCAACACCAGAGUAUUGUACGAUUUCAUAAGCUGCAUCAAAUUGCCGCAACAGCCGCUUUGCGUCGACUUUACACAGACGAUUACCCAUGAGGAGUCCAGCGAGGAGGUUGCCUAUCAGCAGAUCGCCUGCGGGCUGCAGUAUGAGACGAAGGAGGACGUUUCCAUUUACAUCAUAGACGUUGCACUACCGGCCGAACCUCUCAAGGAGGAGCUGAGGAGGUACUGCAAAUGCCUCGACUAUGAAGGGUUUCCCUUGCCCGUUGACACUCAGUUCCCUAUGUACCAAUGUGUAGCACAGGUUUCGCUGAAAGCCGACGUUAACAGGAUUCUAUCGAAAACCAAGGAUGAUAAUGUGUUCUUAGCUGCUAAGACGACAGAUGGUAACUGGUUUACCUCAAAUAAAUAUUUAGUUCACCUGUACAACUUAAGGGACCUGAGUCAGGAAUCUAAAAACUUAGAGCCCGUGUGCAAAUUCGAAGGACAUGAAGAUGAAGGGUACGGCAUGGCCUUCGACUCGGGCUGUUCGGAGAUCGCAUCGUGCUCGGAGGACGGGCUCAUGUACAUAUAUGACAUUAAAGGUUCGGAAGCGGCUUCACACAAGCGUUUAGAGCAAUCUUCGAGCUACAGUUACAAACACACCGGUGGGCUGAACUGUAUUGACUACUCGAAGACCAACGAAAAGAACUGUCUGGUGGCCACAGAGGACGGAUACACCAGGAAGGUGGAAGGCGCGGAAAACUCGGUUUCUACCACGACGCUUAACCCAAACGUUUUCGCCUCCGGGUCCACCAAAGGAGCAAUACACCUUUGGGACCAGCGAAUCCUGUCCGACCCGCUUCACGCAAUCACCGUACACAAGGAGCCCAUAGUUAGACUCCACUUCAACCAGCUGAACAAGUCGCUGAUAUCGAGUGGCUCCGAGGACCUAACCAUUUGCAUUCUAGACCUGGACUCGCCCGGAAAGGACGUUAACGGGGGAGAGCUUGAGGAGGACGAGGAGGAGGACGACUCCCCGCCCGAGCUCAUCUUCACCCACACGGGGCACCAGGACAAGGUGUACGACUUCGUGUGGAGCAAAUACACGGACAAUCUCAUCGCAUCAGUUGGGGAGGACUACUCGCUUCAGUUGUGGCAAAUGGUAAGGCGGCACUGA
Theileria orientalis strain Shintoku is the source of this 1179-nucleotide messenger RNA. Its product is annotated as chromatin assembly factor 1 protein. The record is from RefSeq and is a predicted model, not a curated record. Gene Ontology annotation, molecular function: histone binding. Gene Ontology annotation, biological process: regulation of gene expression. The transcript has 9 exons. Bases 1 to 1179 code for a protein of 392 amino acids. NCBI's taxonomy places the organism in Eukaryota, Apicomplexa, Aconoidasida, Piroplasmida, Theileriidae. Gene Ontology annotation, cellular component: nucleus.